UUCCAGCACCCUGGGGCCAAAGGUCAGGGCCUGUGAUUCGGACAUCCUAGACAUGACAGCAGUGCAAAUAAAUGGUCUCAGUGAAUGAAGGGUGCCUGAUUUGAAGCCCCUUUUGAAGGUGCUGGAUGGGAGGGUACUUUGCAGCUCAGGCCUUGGAAACAGCCUCUGACAAGGGAGCUACGUGAAAUCACAACUGAGAUGAUCACAAUGUGAUUGAUAGGACAGCGGCUGCAAGGUCCCCCUUUGGGAACCGGCUGAAGAUGCAGGGACCCAACUGACAGGUUCCUGAGUGACUGCGGAAAGCCCGGCCCAUCUGGAAUCAGCCACAGAGCAGAGUACCAUGAACUGAGAAAGGCGCAACACGGAUAUUUGUCUUUCUUUGCUCAUUUUUUGGGGUUUUUUUUUUUUUAUUAACUUCAAAAACACUCUUGAAUGACACCGGCUUGAGACAGGAUCCUUUGCUCCUUCCCCAAGAGCCAAGAAGUCAUCCCCAUACGGUGAAGAUUUCCGGAGAAGAUGGGGAGGAAAAAGAUCCAGAUCCAGCGGAUCACGGACGAGCGGAAUCGACAGGUGACUUUCACCAAGCGGAAGUUCGGCUUGAUGAAGAAGGCCUACGAGCUGAGCGUCUUGUGUGACUGCGAGAUCGCCCUUAUCAUCUUCAACCACUCCAACAAGCUGUUCCAGUAUGCCAGCACCGACAUGGACAAGGUGCUGCUCAAGUACACCGAAUACAAUGAACCCCACGAGAGCCGGACCAAUGCCGAUAUCAUCGAGACGUUAAGAAAGAAAGGUUUUAACGGUUGUGACAGCCCGGAGCCUGACGGAGAAGACUCCAUCGACCAGAGCCCCCUGAUGGAGGACAAAUACCGCAAAGCCAGCGAGGACCUGGACAUCCUAUUCAAGCGCUAUGGUUCCACAGUGCCAGCGCCGAACUUUGCCAUGCCUGUGACGGUUCCCGUGACCAAUCAGAACACGCUACAGUUCAGCAACCCCGGGAGCUCCUUAGUGACCCAGUCCCUUGUGACCUCCUCGCUGACGGACCCGCGGCUCCUCUCACCUCAGCAGCCCACUUUGCAGAGAAACACCGUGUCCCCAGGCUUGCCACAGAGGCCAGCCAGUGCCGGGGCGAUGCUUGGGGGAGACUUGAACAACACAAAUGGAGCCUGCCCCAGUCCCGUGGGGAAUGGGUACGUCAGUGCCAGAGCCUCUCCCGGCCUGCUCCCGGUCUCCAACGGUAAUAGCUUGGGCAAGAUCAUCCCACCCAAAUCCCCGCCGCCGCCUUCCCACACCGCCCAGCUCGCCGCCAACAGCCGCAAGCCGGACCUCCGUGUCAUCACCUCACAGAGCGGCAAGGGGCUCAUGCACCAUUUGACGGAGGACCACUUGGCUCUGCAGAACACGCAGCGGUUAGGGGUCUCACAAGCGACUCAUUCUUUAACCACACCAGUCGUCUCAGUGGCCACCCCGAGUUUGCUGACACAGGGCCUGCCUUUCUCUGCCAUGCCCACGGCAUACAACACAGAUUAUCAGCUGACCAGUGCCGAGUUGUCGUCGCUGCCGGCGUUCAGCUCUCCGGGUGGAUUAUCGCUGGGCAGUAUCUCCGCCUGGCAGCAACAGCAGCAGCAACAGCCGCAGCAGCCCCAACAGCCACAGCAGCAACAGCCCCAACAGCCACAGCAGCCACAGCCACCCCAGCAGCAGCAACAGCAGCAGCAGCAACAGCAGCAGCAGCAACACCUGGUUCCUGUAUCGCUAAGCAACUUAAUACAAGCCAGCCACUUAUCUCACGCCACCACGUUGACUGUCAACACCAACCCCAACAUCAGCAUCAAGUCGGAGCCUGUCUCGCCCAACCGGGAGCGCAACACGGCCACGCCGCUGACCUCCUUCCCACACCAGAACCGCCACGAGCCCACGGGCCGCUCGCCCGUUGACAGCCUCAGCAGCAACGCCAGCUCCUACGAAGGCAACGAGCGGGAAGACCCCGCCCGGGCUGACUUCAGCUCAUCCCUCGGUCUCCUGAGACCCACGACGGAGGCCGAGGGGGAGAGCCCGUCUGUAAAGCGCAUGCGGCUGGACACCUGGGUAACAUAACCAGCUCCCUGCUCUCUUCAAAGCUACUUUGUGCUCGCACCUGGGGAUAGGGAGGGGGGGAGCGGG
This is a messenger RNA of Alligator sinensis (Chinese alligator), 2160 nucleotides long. It is a transcript of the gene MEF2D, whose product is annotated as myocyte enhancer factor 2D. The transcript has 12 exons. NCBI's taxonomy places the organism in Eukaryota, Metazoa, Chordata, Crocodylia, Alligatoridae. The record is from RefSeq and is a predicted model, not a curated record. Bases 517 to 2094 code for a protein of 525 amino acids. Gene Ontology annotation, biological process: cell differentiation; positive regulation of transcription by RNA polymerase II. Gene Ontology annotation, molecular function: DNA-binding transcription factor activity, RNA polymerase II-specific; histone deacetylase binding; protein dimerization activity.